AUGGAUACCGUCAAAUCCGCAUUUGGUGCCAUGUUUGGUUCAGAAGAGGAAAAUACAAAGCCGGUCACGUCACCAAUCCAAGUACAACGUGUAGAUGCAUAUCCUCAACUCAUCGUCUAUCACAACCCAGCCUGCGGCCCCAAACCGACACCGUCGACACUGAAGUCCAGUACGGUUCUACCCAUUCGUACUAAGAUCUCUCAACGCUUCGUCAACGACAGGGAAUGCAACUACGAAGUCCUGAUGGCCCAAUCUCACGCAUACUACGAGGAAAUUGAUACCAUUCCCGCUGUGGCUAUGGGAAAAGAUACCAUCUUUCCAUGGACAGAGCAUGCAUAUGUCAUCCAUCCAAUUCGUUUUGAUCAAGCUUGGGACUACACACCCCGAGUAUUGGAGAACAUCAAGCAGUGGAUCGAGGAAAGUGAACAGGUCUAUGCCAAUGGCCACCACCAAGUUCAAGACUUCCAUAAACGGCGAAUGGAGUCUUUAGACAUUGUGAAGAGAGAGCUUUUUCGAAGGAGAAUGCAUGAGGUGGGAGAAGAAGAGGGAUGGCUGGGAGUGUGGGAUGAAGUGGAGCCUAUCGAUGAUGAAGCCGAAGGGCAGAAUGGUCCGAACGAUAACUCAUAUCCGAUUGUGAACGAUCAGACAGCGGAGACACUUGCGAAGAUCGACGCUGCAGGCGAAGAGGGCUUGAAGCAGAAGGAACCUCAAGAGGCUUCCUCUAGGCGCUUCUCAGAAGUAGACGAGACAGUGCAGAGGAUGGUCCGUAAUCUGCGGGAGCUUGAGUAUGAGGCAGCGAUCGGCGAUGGGAAUUAA
Molecule: messenger RNA, 816 nt
Organism: Aaosphaeria arxii CBS 175.79
Lineage: Eukaryota; Fungi; Ascomycota; Dothideomycetes; Pleosporales
Exons: 1
Coding region: 1-816 (271 amino acids)
Source: RefSeq, a predicted model, not a curated record